This is a messenger RNA of Coffea arabica (coffee), 2092 nucleotides long. Its product is annotated as F-box protein At4g22280-like. The record is from RefSeq and is a predicted model, not a curated record. Gene Ontology annotation, molecular function: protein binding. Lineage: Eukaryota; Viridiplantae; Streptophyta; Magnoliopsida; Gentianales; Rubiaceae.
UACAGAAGUACAAUUAUCAACUUCAAGGCUGCAACUCAAAUCUCAGAAGCUCCAAUUAUCUGCAUACUAUAAUAUUUCAGAAUUGUUUGCUGAUGAGGAGAACUUUAACAUCAGUGACAUCAGUGCCUGUGUAAUGAAGAAGUUGAAUGUCGAUGAAAAAAAGAUCCAUUUUAGUUUUAAGCCUCAGAAUUGCACAAUCUGUGCUUGAGCUGCUGAAAAUUUAUAUAUUCUAAGAAAUUUGAAAGAAAAAAGAAAAAAAAAAAAGAAGAAUUACAGAUGGCUGAUCCUCCUCCAGAAAAGAAGGUUCGUGGAGAGAGGUCUGAUGAGGAUAAUAUUGAUAGGUUGAGUGCACUUCCGGACUGUGUUCUGCUCCACAUCCUUUCAAGUUUUAAGACAAAAGAUGCUGCGGCCACCUCAAUUCUGUCUAGGAGAUGGAGAAAUCUUUUCAUUUCACUUCCUGAUAUUCAUCUCAGUAUUUGUAUGGAUAAUGAUGCUUCUGACCGUGAUAGACUGUUCUCUGAUUUUAUAGAUUUCUCCAAUAGAGUGUUUCGACAGCGAAAUAAUGCUCCCAUUAGAAAAAUCCGACUCUUUGUGAAGCAUUUUGUUGAAAGGUACUGUUUGGCCUUUGAGUCAUGGUUGCUAUCUGCUGCAGCUGCAAUUUCUUUGUCUAGCAUCCAAGAACUUGAGAUUUCGGUGCUAAUUAAUGAAACAACCAUGCCAUUUCUAAUAUCUAUUCCACCUGAAUUUCUCUCAUGUAAAACACUAGUUUCUCUAUCACUAAACCUUGGGGCGGAUUGGAUUGUUCCUGAUUCAGUGUCGCUGCCAACUCUCAAGUUCCUUAACUUGUCGGAAUUCAAACUGGUAGAUGAAGAUUGCUUUGUGAGGUUUCUUCGGGGUUGUCCUUUGCUUGAAGAAUUGAUGUUGCAUUUGCGGCCUUUCUAUGAUGAGAGGGAGAGUGGAGAAGGUAUUGAGGUUGAAGUUCUUGAUAUUUCAAAUCCUUCGUUGAAAAAACUGAUACUCUGCUGGCAUGAGAAAGUUGAACUCGAGUUCACAAUCAUCGUAAAGUCAAACAAUCUUGAAUAUUUGCUCUGCUUCCUUGAGGGACAGCAUAAAGUUACUAUAGAUGCUCCAAAAAUUACAUCUUUGGACAUUGUCGGUCGGGUACUUGAAGUAAACAUCAUUCAAGACCUGAUGUCUCUAGAUACUGCAGGAGUGCAAUCUGAUUUUCUUUAUUAUAUAACAACUGAAAGCGACUUAUUUUUACGUGGUUGGCAUGCUUUUAAGUUUAUGAGUGGGUUGCAAAAUUUGAAAUCACUUAGUUUGUCAGAGAAGAUUCUCAAGGCUCUCUAUUUUUCUCAACGGGGAUUGCCAACUUUCAAAAACUUGAUUAAGUUGGAGCUUAUACCUUUUUAUUGCCAUGACUUUCCUCGCAUGUGUAUCUGGAAAGUGUUAUCAAGCUUAUUUGAAAGUUCCCCUAAUCUUGAAGUGCUUAUCUUCCAGGAAGUCUUUAAGAACUACUUUGGUGAAGACGAGGAACUUGAUUCUGUUUUCCCAGAGGCUCUUCCACUGACUUUCAUUGAACAUCUUAAGGAAAUAGAAUUCAAAAAUUUUGAUGGGGAGGAACAUGAAUUCAAGCUGGUAGAGUAUUUUUUGAAGAACGCAAAAACUUUAAAGAGGAUGACUAUAGCUAAAGAGCCUUGGAACUCUGUACCGGAAUGUCGUGAUAGGAUAUUGUCAUUCAAGAAGUGCUCAGAGGAUUGCCAGGUUGUGUUCAAAAAGAAAAUGGAUUGGAUAAAGUGCCCACAAUUACGAAAGGCGCUGAAUCUCUCUGUGUAGCCGUAUUUUCUUGGAUAUAAUCUUCUUCUUUCCUCACUAUUUGACUACCUAUCUCUUGUGCUUGAACUUGUUUAUUAUGAUAUUAAAUCUGAUGCUGUUAUGAUGCACUGAUAAGCACAUCAUUUAGUUGCAGGGAAGUUCUGGCUUAAUGUAUAUAAAAUCUUGCAGCAAUAUGUAGUGUAACUGGAUUGUGAUUUCAAGGUAGUAUUAAUGCACCGGGGAAAAGAAUAACAGCUGGGGAGAUUUAUGGUCUCAA